CGUUUGACUGUCGAAACAAAUACCAGAAGACGCCAUGUGUUCUAAGGUCCUAUUUGCAUCCUUCUGCCUGGUGGCUUUGGCCAUGGGACGCCCUGACGGCACUCCUGCUCCUGCAGGAUACGGUUACGAAGCCCCUAAGCAUCAGCCGAGUUAUGAGAAGGGCAUGCCAUUCGACCUACAACUACGUCGUCAAGGACGACUACCAAAACCUCGACUUCGGCCACGAGUCCAACUCCGACGGGAAGGUGGUGACCGGCGACUACCACGUCCUCCUCCCCGACGGUCGCAUUCAGACCGUCGUUUACACCGCCGAUUACAACGGUUACCGGGCUGAGGUUACUUACCAGGGAGAAGCCAAGUACCCCGAAGCCAAGCCCUAUGCCCCUGCUCCGUCCUACGGCGCCCCUAAACCCACUUAUGGUGCCCCUGAACCCACUUACAAAGAACCUGCCCCAGUCUAUGGAGCCCCAGCUCAAACUUACGAGGAACCCAAAGCUCUCUAUGGCGCUCCCGAAUACUGAAGUAUAUCGAAUAUCUAAUUAGUUCCUGUAUUUAUUCAUCUAUUAUGUAAAUAAAGCAAAUACCUA
This is a messenger RNA of Macrobrachium nipponense, 587 nucleotides long. RefSeq names its product postacrosomal sheath WW domain-binding protein-like. The coding region runs from base 153 to 521 and encodes 122 amino acids. The record is from RefSeq and is a predicted model, not a curated record. The transcript has 3 exons. NCBI's taxonomy places the organism in Eukaryota, Metazoa, Arthropoda, Malacostraca, Decapoda, Palaemonidae. Gene Ontology annotation, cellular component: extracellular matrix.